AUGUUAAAAGCACGCUCUUUGGGACCCGAACAUCUCGAAACCCAGACUCAUUUGCGGAGAACUGUGCGGGCUGUCCAAGAUCGGGUUCAAAAGCUCGAAUCACAUUUGCACGAGCACAAGAAACGACUGAGCAGGGCUGAUAGCGGAAAGCCUGGGCUACGUGCUCCGACCUUGGACACUUUGAAUCGCACAUUCCGAAACAUGGAUAUGGCUCUCGACAAGCAAUCACAUGACGUAGAGAAACUACAUACCCGAAUUAACAAGCUCAACCUGGCCAAUCCACACACCAAUGGUUCCAGUGGCCGCGACAAGAGAUUACCGGAUCCUGUUGGUCGGCAACGACCGCUGAAUGUCAUGCCCGAUGUCGCAAUACCGACUGCUGCUGCCCUCAAUGCGGAACGCUCGGCUCACAAAUUGAAACGAGCAUUGUUGGGCAUCAGGAAACAACCACUCCUCAACACGCAAGCUGCAUCCGCAACCCCACCGCCACUCAGUUUCCAAACACCACAACGAGGUUUCCCGAUCCAAUUUGGACUUGACCCAGUCACGCCUAUGAUGGGCUUUGAUUUCCCGGAGCCCUGGCCAUUCGCCUGCGACACCAUCGCCGCCACGUUUGACUGGGGACCGUUACCGACAUCAGCCCAUGAACGGCGCGGCGCUCAUUGGACAUUUGAUGCCGCUGGAUAUGUUCGAUGCCAUUCUCGUGUCGAAGCACAUCAUCGACUUGUCAUUAUCGAGGGCCUCCACACCUACCUCUCCAUUGACCCAUGGGUUGAGGCUCCCGAUGUGUUGGACGAACGCUGGUUUCUCCGUGUUGAUGAGGCAGAAGCGUGUCGGGGACUUGUGAAGCGCCAUGUCGAAACUGGGGUGUGUCGGGAUGCAACAGAAGCAAAACAAAGGGCAGAAGGAAACGAUUUGCCCAAUGGUCGCUUCAUCGUCAAGAAUAUGCUCAAGCCGACAAAAUAUAUCGACAGCAUUCAAGACUCUGUCAUGGCGCGAGAGCUAGAAUCGCAAUGA
Messenger RNA from Mycena indigotica, 1017 nucleotides. RefSeq lists its product as uncharacterized. Bases 1 to 1017 code for a protein of 338 amino acids. The record is from RefSeq and is a predicted model, not a curated record. Lineage: Eukaryota; Fungi; Basidiomycota; Agaricomycetes; Agaricales; Mycenaceae. The transcript is spliced from 5 exons.